CUUAGUUAGGAAAUACCUACAUAAAAAUUUGAUUUGGAUAGUUGUAUGAAUAUAGUUGGCAUUACUGUUCAAUUUUAACGUCUAAACAGAAUAGGUGGAGAUUACAAUUUAACAUUUAGUGAGAAAAGAAGAAAAAGAAGAUUGUUAUUGACCUCAAAUUUCACUUGUUUGGACGUUUGGAGUGUAGUUGUGGUUAUUUUUUGAUUUUGUUAAUUUGGUGUAUUUUGUUAUAAAUAAGUAAUUGUAGAGUGUAAUUUUAUAGACUGUCUUAAUAAUUUGUGUAUUGUGAGAAAUGGAAGGGAAAAGAAAUAGAAGUGCCAAUUUUACAGACGAGGAGAAGGUGAAAUUGCUUGCUUUAUUGCAAAUACAUAGUGACAUUUUAUGCAAAAAAACUGAUUUUACAUUUAAUAAAAAGAAAGAAACGGCUUGGAUGAAAUUGGUUCAAGAUUUUAAUUCAAAUAACAAUAUUAAAAGGAAUGUAGAUAACUUGAAAAAAAUAUGGAACAAAAUGAAAUAUGAAGCCAAAACCUAUAAAAGUAAACUAAAAGUGGAUGUAAUGGGCACAGGGGGUGGGCCAAGUACCCUCAAAGAAAAUAGUAUUUUGGAAGAGGUGUUACUUUUGAUAGGAAGAGCAGGUGUUGGAAUAGAAAACAUUUAUGAUUCUGAUUUUCAGCCUGCUAUAGUUGUCGAUAUGGAUGUAGGUCCUAUAGAACCCUUCUUUUGUGAAAAUGAAUUGACGGAGAGUAAACUGUUGGAAACUUGUAUUUCUCAGGAACCUCAAGUUGAAAGUGGUGAGACAAGUACAACCUUUCAGGUGCCUCUUGUUCAAUCUGCAAGCACCAGCAGACAAAUAACACCUUCUAGAAGAAGACCAGUUGUAAAAGCUUCUGUUAAAGAACAACUGAGCAAGGAAAAAGUACACUCCGAAAAAUUAAAACAAAGUAUUUUAACUCAAGAGUUAAAUAAUGGAGUUCUAAGGAGAUCAGAAGAAAGGGAGCUCUUUGAGUUAGAAAAAAGAAAAGCCGAGCAAAGUAUUCAUCUGCGAAGCAUUAUUUUGCAAAAAUUAGAAAAUAACGAAGAUGUAGAUCCUUCCUUAAUACAGGCAAUUUUUAAGGAUUAGAACUUGUCUUACCAGGUCACUUGGGUUAUUGGUUUUAUUCUUAUUGUAUAUUUCUUUUAUUGUAAUUAUUAAUAGUAUAGUAAUAUUGUAUAGUAUGUUAUUAUUGUAUAUAGUAAUAUAAUAUUGUAAACUUGUUUUUUUAUUAUUAUUGUAAAUACAUUUUUAUUAUUACAUUGAUUUAGGUAUGC
Molecule: messenger RNA, 1308 nt
Organism: Psylliodes chrysocephalus
Lineage: Eukaryota; Metazoa; Arthropoda; Insecta; Coleoptera; Chrysomelidae
Source: the annotation of a GenBank genome assembly